Molecule: messenger RNA, 1011 nt
Organism: Trichosporon asahii var. asahii CBS 2479
Lineage: Eukaryota; Fungi; Basidiomycota; Tremellomycetes; Trichosporonales; Trichosporonaceae
Exons: 3
Coding region: 1-1011 (336 amino acids)
Source: RefSeq, a predicted model, not a curated record
AUGCUUCGCCGCCGCCUCUCGGCUGGCGCUCUCCGCGCAACCGCUCAGCUGCACACUGCUGCUCCCGUCGCGGCUGCCCCCAAGCGCAACUCGAACUCUGUCACGCCCGCUGCCGCCGCGGCGCGCGCUAACAUCCAGCCCGCGACGCAGUCCAAGUCGCUCGCUUCCGCCGUCCUCCUCAACACCCAGCGCAACUGGAAGAAUGAGAAGGUUGUCACCCUCAAGGCCGAGCUGAAGCGCCGCAACCUCUCCCAGCAGGGCAACAAGGCCACGCUCGUCGCUCGCCUGCACUCGGCGGACACGACGGGCAUGCUCCCCCCGGUCCCGCCUGUCAAGACGCCCGGAGCCAAGCAGUCCCGCCGCUCCGUCUCGACCUCGCGCCCCGCUUUCGAGGAGCCCAAGCCCGGAGACGUUGCGCACACUUCUGGCGACGCCCCCGUCCACGCCCCGACGAGCGGCAAGCGCCCCGACCCCGUUCCCCAGGAGGUCGCCGCGUCGCACCCCGGCCUGCCGAUCAAGGAGAAGACCGAGUCUGCCCCGAUCAACAUCAAGAUCCCCAAGCACCAGGACCCCAAGGAGGACCCUCAGGUGAUUAACCAGAACCAGAAGUCGCUGCACGAGCAGGUGUACACGCCCGCGUCGACGGCGACGCAUCCGGGCGGCGGCCCGCUGCACUCGCAGAAGCAGGCGAGCGACACGCAGCUCGAGCCCGAGAUGGUGUGGGACGAGAGCGGCAAGCCCGUGUCCAAGGCCGACCGCGAGUCGCUCCUGACGGCGGCCGAGGUGACCGAGCUUGGCGGCGUGCCCGUCUCUCUCCCCGUGUGGAACACGAAGGACCAGAUCUACGAGCCCAUCAACCGCCCCCUCGACGAGGGCGAGAAGCAGGGCCUCUGGGUCCUCGGCCUCGGAUUCGCAGGCAUCGUCGGCCUCGGAUACCUCGACAACAAGUGGAGCCAGAAGCGCAAGGCGGAGCACAAGGCUGAUGCCGACAAGAAGAAGGAGAAGAACUAA